AUGCCGGUCCACUCUCCUCUCACGAAGUUCGACUACUUUCCCGACUACCUCCAAAAUCUGAAGGGAUACCUGUUAAAGAUUUCGUGUCCCGCGAUCGCAUCGCGGAUCGAGGUGCGACCGCCCCGCGAAGGUGCGAACAACGCUUUGAGAGGGAUGUUUAAAACGCUGCUGGAUGACUUUCUCAUGCUGAAAUUUAACUUUACGUACAACGCUUUCACCGCCGUUGGGGGUGGGGGUACCGGACUCGAGUUGGAGAAUGGAACCUGGAUCGGCACUGUGGGAGACCUUGUUUCUGGCCGGGCAGAUGUCGGACUUGACUCAUCGAGAACGCCAAAGCGAGUAAAAGUUGCCUCCUUCUCGGACUCCUUUUUCGACGCGAGCUACCUCAACUUUAUCACAACGGAGGGGAAGCGGGUCUUCUCGGCGACCGCGUUUCUAGGCUCGUUCGACCUUUUCAUGUGGACCUGCAUCGCCAUCUCGACCCUGGUGGGGUUCCUGGUAUUCAAAAUUAUUACCCGCUCCAUGACCGAGCUAGGAAUUGAUGACGGGGACGCGAUGAGUUUCGCGAGGCGGGGAAUUGUAAGCCAGGAAAGUUGGGGGAUUCAAUAUCAGGUAUUUUUCAUGGUGGCGAGCUACCUCGACCAAGACGCUGUCCUCCCGCGGUUCACCCCGUUAAGGUGUUUCGUCGCGCUGUGGCUCUUUUUCACCUUGGUUAUCACGACCGUUUAUCGAUCAAAAAUGGUGAGCCUCCUCGCCUUCCCCAUUUUGGAAGAAGUUCCCCAAACUUUCGAACAAUUGGUAGCUUCCGACUACCAAGUCGGUUUCAUUAAGCAUGGCGACUCUGCCUAUAACACGUUGAAGGCCUCGACGGACAAGGUGUACGUGAAACUCUUGGAGGGAAUGGAAAUCAUCACGGGGAACGGGUUGGAAUGUUUGGAAAGAGCCGUGGCGAAAAAAUAUGCCUGCAUUGCCUUCGCAUUCUCCACGAUUUAUCUCAAAGCGAGAAAUUUAUCGGACUCGGAUAUCUUCGUACCCAUCGUUUUCCAAGGGGGCUCCAUCUACAAGGAAGGUUUUGAUCGCUGGAUGCGCUGGACGCGGCCCUUUCACCUCGCCGAUUUAUGGGAGGCACAAGACAUGUACUACAACGUGCGCCUCCCGAAGCUCGCCUGGUGGCGGGAAACGAAUCAAACCGACAAACUGGAACAUUCCUACGCCGAGGGGAGUGACGACCUCACCUUGAAACAUAUUUCCGGCGCGUUCUACGCCCUCGCAGGCUGUCUGCUCAUCUCAACGGGCGUUUUUAUCCAGGAGUUGGUGACUUAUUAUUGGAAGCGAAUAAAAGUUCGACCUUACAAUAAUCGGGAGAUAAGGGCACAAAAUGAAAUUGAAUGUAUGAAUGAUGUUUAA
Folsomia candida is the source of this 1407-nucleotide messenger RNA. RefSeq names its product glutamate receptor ionotropic, delta-2. Gene Ontology annotation, cellular component: membrane. The transcript has 5 exons. Gene Ontology annotation, molecular function: ligand-gated monoatomic ion channel activity. NCBI's taxonomy places the organism in Eukaryota, Metazoa, Arthropoda, Collembola, Entomobryomorpha, Isotomidae. Bases 1 to 1407 code for a protein of 468 amino acids. The record is from RefSeq and is a predicted model, not a curated record.